GCGCGCAGUGUGAUGGACCCGUUACGCAUUACGCACGAUGGUGUCCUCUCUGGCACGGGGGGUUUACUGACACGCGCUUCUGGCUGGCGCAAAGACAUCAACUCUUAAAAGCUGCGGUGUCUUGCGGUGAAAAAGAAGUACAAGGCAUCUGUUCAUCUUGUAUGUAGAAAGAGGGAGAAGACGCGGGUGGUUCGUGGAGACUCUUCUUUUCUCCGCUCCGACGCGCGCGCACACACACACACACACACACACACACACACACACACACACGCACGCACACUCGUUUUGGGACUUAAUUUUCUAACGGGAUAUUUGCUGCAUCUACAUUUUUGUGUGUGUUUACUAUAUGUGGAUACUUAUUCGGGACAAUGGGAGACUCCGUGUUCCUCGACAGGCAAAAUUCCUAUCUUGGUGAUUUCACCUGGAGCAGCCUGUCGGGGCGGAGCGUGCGUCUGUCGCCGGUCGCCAUCCAGAGCCUGUCGGAGCUGGAGAGGGCCAAGCUGCAGGAAGUAGCCUACACCCGAUUACACCAGGACUAUGACCUGGGAUGUCAGAUUACGAUGCCAAAAGAUGGACAGAAGAGGAAAAAGUCGCUGAGGAGGAAGUUGGACUCGCUUGCAAAAGAGAAGAGUAAAGACAAAGAAUGCAUACCCCAAGCCUUCAGUAUAGUGCUCUCCCAGGUCAUCGCCAAUGACAGAACACACAGGCAGCGACAGGACGGCUAUCGUCAGGACCCGCCGCAGCGCGAGGAGCACAAGGACUCCUCUGACCUCGUCUCGUCCAUUUUACAGUUUGCCACCAAGCGUCCGUCCACUAAGGAGUUAUCCAGCAGUAACUCCUCUUUGAGUUCCACAUCGGAGACAGCCAACGAGUCAACGUCACCCAACACGCCUGAAGCUCCACCCCGAGCACGCAGGAGGGGAGGCAUGUCAGUGGACUCGAUCACAGACCUGGACGACAACCAGUCCCGCCUGCUCGAGGCCCUGCAGCUCUCUCUGCCGGCCGAAACGCCAAACAAGAAGGAGAAGCACCGGGACAAAAGGCUGAGCCUCAAUCCCAUCUACCGUCAGGUGCCCCGGGUGGUCGACAGCUGCUGUCAGCACAUUGAGAAAUACGGUUUGCAGACUGUGGGGAUCUUUAGAGUGGGAAGCUCCAAGAAGAGAGUCCGACAGCUACGUGAGGAGUUUGACCGCGGCAUCGACGUCCAGCUGGAUGAGGAGUUCAGCGUUCACGACGUGGCUGCUCUGCUGAAGGAGUUCCUCAGGGACAUGCCCGACCCGCUGCUCACCAAGGAGCUCUACACGGCCUUCAUCAACACCACAUUGUUGGAUUCAGAUGAGCAGCAGACUGUGACUCAGCUACUGGUCUACCUGCUCCCAGCAUGCAACAGCGAUACUCUCCAUCGCCUCCUGGAGUUUCUGUCCACCGUUGCCGACCACGCCCACGACCGGCAGGACAAAGACAGGCAGGAGAUAACAGGGAACAAGAUGACGUCUUUGAACCUGGCCACCAUCUUUGGCCCAAACCUGCUGCACAAGCAGAAGAACUCGGACAAGGAGUUCAGCGUCCAGAGCUCGGCCAGGGCCGAGGAGAGCACGGCCGUCAUCGCCGUGCUGCAGAAGAUGAUCGCCAGCUACCAAACCCUCUUCAUGGUGCCUCCUGAUCUGCAGAACGAGGUGUUGAUGAAUCUGUUGGAGACGGAUCCAGAUGUGGUGGACUACCUUCUGAGAAGAAAAGCCUCACAGAGUCCCGACCUGUUGCAGUCAGAGGAGCCCUUCUCCCUGAGCGAGCGCCAUUCCUCCAGCGACUCCAACAAGGUGUCCAGCGGUGAGGUGUCCCCGUAUGACAACAACUCCCCGGUCAUGAGUGAGCGGAGGGGGGAACCGGAAAGCCCGGGCAGCGAGCCGCUCUUCCGUGUCCCAGAACAGUACACUCUGGUGGGGCAGGUGGCCGGCUGGAGCAGGGAGCCCGGGGGAGACACUUGGGGCAGCAAAGACGCUAUAUCAGAGGAGCACGCUAACAUUUGGGGGACGUGGCACACUACGCUGAAACCAACACUCAAGGACCACGCAUACACAGGUUCCCAUGGCAACAUGUCAGAGGGAAGCUCCCGCAGCUCACAGGAAGGUCUCGAUGGACUCCAUGGUGACGGGAGGCAGCAGGCAACGCUGCAUCGGACUCAGGCCGCGCCUGGCAUCGGCGAGUGCAGGCCCCACCCCCCGGUCACCAGAGUGUGUACCAGCCCUCAUGUGGAGCCGGGGCUACCACGCCUGCAGCUCAAUGCCAACCAGUCCAUGACGUCACACCUCAACAGCACGCAAGGCCACCAUCGAGCAAGUGGACACGCACUUAACCCGACCUCCAGACCUCAAGGCGGGUCGAACACCGGCGAUGGCGGCCCUGCUGUGCUUAACGACAGCCGCUACCCACCCCCUUAUAGUGCCCACCACCGACUGGCUGGUUCGCAAAGUUCACCUCAGUUGGCGACGGCUCAGCGGCCCCCUCUCCAGCUCGGGAGGGCAAGUGCGGCGCAGAGUAACUCGGCCUUGACGACAGAGAGCCAAAUGGUGCCGCAGAGCCCAGAGUGGCAGGACUGGCAGAGGGACCGGUGGCAGAUCUGGCAGCUGCUGUCCUCGGACAAUGCUGACGCACUGCCUGAAACGCUGGUGUGAAACAAGACCAUGGACUUUAAUCUCUGUGGAGAUUCUUCUCUGCUCGCCAACUGAUGGCACGAUCAAACCCCGCCAAUGACAAUCGCUCCCUACCCCUCCCUUCAUUUCACGUUUUCUCUCAGUCGGCCUUCCAUCCAUCCAUGGAUUUCAUCCUUUCCAUGAACCCUCUGUGCUUCUCCUGCAUCCUGGCGCCAUGGCGUUGUUGUUUACGUGUGCAGCUGCUGCCUUAUACAGACUUUUACAUCCAAGAGCCACUAGUAUUUCUCCUUUAAAAUGGAUGUUGCUUCUGUUCCUUGCCAAUUAUGUUUUGAUUUUAUGCCCACCAGAUAUACCUCAAAAAAACUAUCCUUUCCCAACUCCUCAGAAUGUUAACACAACCUUAUUUUCUAUUCACAGUGACUUCAGUCUUCAUAUCUUAAUGGAGAACAAUAGGAAACCAUUUGUUUCUUUAGUACGUUAUAUUUUCAAUUCAUCAUUUUUAAGUUGUUUUUUUAAACUCUUUUUCACCGUACAGACACUAACAUGUACCCAUUAGUAAUUGCUGCUAAGUGUAGAAUUUCUGUGUUCGGACUGGUAAUGCAGUUCCACUCCUGUCAAAUGUUGGAUUACUUUAACGUCAGAUUACGUUUGUUGUAUAUAUACAAACAUACUUACCAAUAUAUAUAUGUAAAUUGACAUGUAUAAAUUGCCAAUCUGCUAAAAGUGAGUCAGCCCUUUAACCGGCGGUCAACAUGUUGGUGUUUGUCAGACUGCUGAAUCGUCUUUAAUAUUGAAUGUAGUAUAUUUCACUUGCGGCAAAUAUGCUUAGACCUAAUUAUAAAGCACUGGGCUGUAAGUUUGCUUAUAUGUGCUUGUGCCACCUGCUGCACGGCAGGAAUAUUGUGCCAAAGUCUCUUUUGUUACUUCAGGAUUGUAUCGUACCAUUGUUGUCUUUUUAUCAAGUUUUUCCUUUUGGGAAAAAAAAAAGACUUAAGAGCUUGUGACAUUUGCAGGUGUUUGGAAUUCCAGCAUACAAGUAUAAGAGUCACGAGGCUCAUUUUAAGACACAAACAUGAGUUCCACAUGGGGAUCAUAUUUCCAAAUUAAAAUAAAGACGUUAUAAAUAUCUAAAUAUUUGUUAAACGUCAGCAUGUGCAUGCAAAUACAACAAUGUAGUGUAUAAAUGAGAACCAGUGUGAGGAUUGGAUAUAUGCCAAAUAUUACUUUCAAAUAAUUAUUAGCUUAUGUCUGAAAGGCCAGAGGUGAAGAAUUAAGAGAGAAUCUGGUAAACCGUCACGUGUCUAAAUGUAUCGUCUUUAAAUUUAUAAAAUGUUUUCUCACAUUGCAAAGAUUUUUUAUAUAAAAAAUCCGUCCAUUUGGUUUCCUGAGAUUGAGAAUUAUUUGAAUGUAUUAUUUGACCUAUAUCUGGUUACAUCAGAGCAAAGUAUGAACUACAGUCUGGAACUACAUUUCCCAAGUUCAGUGUAACUACUGCUAAGGAUUCACACUAAAAGUAUGCAUUUCUCGAAGAUCAAAAUAGCUAUUUUGAAAAAACAGCUUUACUUUUACUUACGGUGGUUAAUAACAAACCAAUACAGUAUGAUGAUGAUAUCAACAGUACUACAUUCACACGAAUCACUCUCUGACUGACCCGUGUUAUUAUACCUCUCUUGCGAGACUGAAUGUCCCACCUGAGCCCGUCUGAAAGUUUUGAGGCCAUUUUCUAGGAAUCAAUCAAAUUCAAAACGUUUUAAUGAUUCUGAAGUGGUCCAACUGUGGUGCCAAUAAAGAAAAGAAAAAGAAAGCUUGCUCAUAUAUUUUGUCAUUUCAAUUCCAGUAUUGUUGCUAAAUCAGAUGGGGAAAGAUAAAAAAUAUAUAUAUAUACGACCACAAUAUACCAGCCCAAAUCCUCUCAAAUGUCAGUCAAGUGGGUAUUUGCUGGCAAAUAUUUCACAUUUUUUCAAGUUACGGUGUAAAAUUUGAAGCCACGUCAGCAAUAUGUAUAAUCUUUUUUUUGUCUUUCUAAUGCGGUCACUGUUGUGUGACUUGUCAGUGGAAAAAAAGCCUCACAAGUUGCUAAAAGUGGAAGGAUUGUGGAAAGGCUUGCGGCGCCAUCUAUUGUCAGACCAUGAGUACUAGCAUGUUGCUGCUUCCAACAGUUCACCGUUUCCAUGGGAUCCAUCUGAGCUCCGUUUAGAAACCAUUUAGCUCGUGAUUAUAAGCACCUUUUGUUUUGUGAAAAUCUGUAAAUCCGUGUGAGGAAAUAAACGUGCUACAGGUCUUGCUCUUAAAAGUGGUUUCUCAAUGCAUUGCUCAAGGUUCAUGUUUUGUGAAUUUUUUGUAUUACUUCGUUUUCUAUUGAGUGUUGUAAUAUAUAAAUACAGUAUAACAAUUUUUAUUCAAGGAGUAAAAAAAAAAAAAAAAAAAGAGGAGGGAGUAAUCCUUAUGGUCCUAGCUGUGUCUCCCCAAACCAAGACCACGUUUGUCUUGUUGACUUCACUAUCAGACUAAGAGAAACUCAGUGUUCUGGUAUUUUAUUGUGGAUAUUUUUGGUGGGAAUUACUGGGUCCAAGUUGUAAUGGAAUGUCUGGUAAAUGCUUUUGUACUGCGUGUCAUCAUCAAUAUGCUACAAUGGAAUUAAAUAUGAUAAAGUUUA
Anoplopoma fimbria (sablefish) is the source of this 5307-nucleotide messenger RNA. RefSeq names its product rho GTPase-activating protein 6-like. The transcript has 14 exons. Bases 369 to 2672 code for a protein of 767 amino acids. Gene Ontology annotation, biological process: signal transduction. NCBI's taxonomy places the organism in Eukaryota, Metazoa, Chordata, Actinopteri, Perciformes, Anoplopomatidae. The record is from RefSeq and is a predicted model, not a curated record.